UGCUAAAAACGUGUAUGUGACCAAUAACAUGUGAUCAUCUCUCUCUCGGCCUCUACCUCCAGGUUUGUGCGUCAGUAUCCGUUUGCCCUGCAUGCCCUGUGGUCCCUACUGAGUGGUCGAACCCUGGUGGUCCUGGGAUCUGAGGAGGGGAGGGUCAGGAGGCUGGUGUCCGCUCUGGCCCUCUACGUGCCUGGACCCGGGCGCUGUGGGGAGAGGGUCCAGCCCUGGUUGUCCUGCCCCUUCAGCCUCACUGACCUACAGCGAUGGAAACUCAUAGGACUGCAGAGGAUGGCGUCUCCCGUGGGGACCAGCAUGCUCUGCUCUCUGUCUCGCUACAGCCGUUACAUCUCCGUCCUGGACGCCGACCGGAAGACCCUCCGUUGCCCCGGCUACCGCGGAACCCUCCUGGCCAACGUGGCGGACCACCGAACCCGUCUGCGUCGAGGUUCCACCUACUUCCUUCAUCUCCAGAACGUGCUCAGUAGACUGGCUUCCCGGGCCUUCCUCCUUAGCUUUACGCAUCACCUCCACCUUCCCAUCAGCCACCUGGAGCAGAGACAGGAAGUGGAGGAGAGGACGAGGGGCUUCCUGAGGGAUCAGCUCAGGCUUGGGGAAGACGACUGUUCCAUCCUGAUGUACCUGAGUCAGCUGAUCACACAGCACUACCUGGACAGUACCUCAGUAGGAGCUGUUACGACACAACCCCACCUGGAGAAGGACAACACGCCUGGAACCAACCAGCAGCACCUGGACAGUACCUCAGUAGGUGCUGUUACGACACAACCCCACCUGGAGAAGGACAACACGCCUGGAACCACACAGCAGGACCUGGAAGCUAACAACAUACUAGACCCUGCCACUGGGGGUGCUAUAACCCCAGAGCAGUACCUAGACCCUACCACUGGGGGCACUAUAAACCCAGAGCAGUACCUAGACCCUACCACUGGGGGCACUAUAACCCCAGAGACGGGCCUAGACCCUACCACUGGGGGCACUAUAAACCAACAAGACCCUGAGUCUAAUACUGGAGGCAGAGUGAAUACAGGGCAGUACCUAGACCCUACCACUGGGGGCGCUAUAACCCCAGAGCAGUACCUAAACCCUUCCACUGGGGGUGCUAUAACCCCCGAGCAGUACCUAGACCCUACCACUGGGGGUGCUAUAACCCCAGAGCAGUACCUAGACCCUACCAUCCAUCAGUCUGCUACUAGGAGCAGAGCUCCACCCAGCUUCACCUUUAACUACACCACCAGUCUCCUAUACAAGAUCUGAUCUGAAACACUGACUGGGGUCGAAUCUCCUGAGAGCCUUCAAGUCCUCUCUACUCACCUCCUCAAAACAACACCGGAGGAGACAGAUCUGCGGUAGAUUCACUCUGGGUUGGAGACGGGAGGGCCCGUCUCUGUCUCCUAGGUAAUCAGGAGAGACUGAGGGCCUGUCUCUGUCUCCUAGGUAACCAGGAGAGAUUGAGGGCCUGUCUCUGUCUCCUAGGUAACCAGGAGAGAUUGAGGGCCUGUCUCUGUCUCCUAGGUAACCAGGAGAGACUGAGGGCCUGUCUCUGUUUCCUAGGUAAUCAGGAGAGACUGAGGGCCUGUCUCUGUCUCCUAGGUAACCAGGAGAGACUGAGGGCCUGUCUCUGUCUCCUAGGUAACCAGGAGAGACUGAGGGGGUUUAGUGAAUGUAAAGUAGCAGUGUUCACGUCAAUCAUGCUGUCCAUCAAGUCCUCCUUCCGAUGAAUGUCCUAACCUUGGGGGGGGGGGGGGGCCUGGACCCUGAUUUUGAUGAUUGACAAGUCACUAUGAACCGUCCUUCUGAUCUGAGCGAGAAGUGUGUGUGUUGUGUGUGAAACGUUAAUAUGUUCUGUGUGCGUUCGUGCCGGUCUGUCUCGUGCCGGUCUGUCUCCCGUGACGUUGCAUGUUGUCCACGGAACCACAGGACUACUACAGUUGCUUAGGAACGUUGCCGUUGUAAAAAGACCAGAUUGGUGCCCAUUCAACACAUCUAAUCUAACAAAACAGGAUCAUUUGUAACAAACCCACGAUGUAGUUACUUAAGUCCCGAUAUAUUGGACUGUUUUCCCUGUAAACAUGUAGCAGUUGUCCUUUUUUCAGGUUUAGAAGAAGAGGUGACCGCUAAAUGCUAACUCCCAUCCGUAUAAGCUGGUAGCAUAGCUAGCAUACAGAAAUCGUUGAUGGUAGUCAUGUCGUUUAAAAAAAAAAACGGAUGCACUUGAUUGGUGACGAUGAGUUGAUGUUAACGUCCACACAAGCAUUAUACCUCAACAUCGUGUGAAAUAGACAACAACUUAAAUGUAGGCUAAUUUAGCUUUGGGGUAGGGGGGGGGGGGGGGGGGGGACAAUGAGGAAGCUUGGGGAUCUUAACCCCCGACACGUUUCCAUGGCAACGGCGUUCCCAUUGUUUUGUUCAGUUGGAUUUAGCUCGUUACUGCAUCUGUAACCAACGACGUGUAUAUAAACUCAGGACUGCUGAUGCUUUGUUUUGGCCAUUUAGAGGCUUUAAGCCACCGGUCGGCCAUUUUGACAGUCCUCCAUAGGAUGGAAUGGAAUUCUACAGCAUUUCAAUUAAAGGUUUCGAGGACCAAAUUACAUGUAUUUCAGUAUUUGUUGUUGUUGUAGUUUGGGACAGUAACAUUAGUAUUUUUAAGAGGGGGGGGGGACGUUUAUUUUUUUGGUGUAGCUCACAUGUGUAAAAUUAUACAUUUAAGGUGUAUAAUGGAAUAAACGUGUUGUGACAUUAGUAAAUGGAUUUCUAUAUCUUCCAACAUAUUAUUUACAAUUGAGAGCCAAGAUGGCUGCCGGUGGCUUCAAUACAGCACCCCCCUGUCAGCCAUCCAGGGUUUAUACACAUUAAGGAGAGCCAAAAUGGCUGCCCGGUGGCUUCAAUACAGCACCCCCCUGUCAGCCAUCCAGGGUUUAUACACAUCAUUAAGGAGAGCCAAAAUGGCUGCCCGGUGGCUUCAAUACAGCACCCCCCUGUCAGCCAUCCAGGGUUUAUACACAUUAAGGAGAGCCAAAAUGGCUGCCCGGUGGCUUCAAUACAGCACCCCCCUGUCAGCCAUCCAGGGUUUAUACACAUCAUUAAGGAGAGCCAAAAUGGCUGCCCGGUGGCUUCAAUACAGCACCCCCCUGUCAGCCAUCCAGGGUUUAUACACAUCAUUGAUUUAUAGAGCCCCUUAGUGGUGUCAUAAUUCCCAUAAAACCUAGCGGUCAAAUAGGGAAAUGGUUCCAAUCAUUUUUCCACCAUGUUAAUCUCUCUCGGACAAGGUGACUUUAAAUCAAUAUAUUCGGCUGUUUACUCUGAUUUGAAAAUGCUAAUUAGCAUCAAAGUAGACAUGCAAAACUACAAAUCCCAGCAUGCUCCUGCACGUCAUCUCUAGCUGACACCUUUGCUAACAGAUAUUGUGUCAAUUAAAAAACUUACACAAGACAGUUCGCAGAAUUGUCCAUUUAAAUUAAAUGUAGCUAAUUUAUUAAUAACUACAUUUAGCUAACAUUAGAUAGUUAAUACAGAGAUUCUUACCUUUGUCUCGAUUCGUCAGUCUCUUGUCCAGAUCAUCAUGGUAUUUGUAGUUCUUUAUGAUAGCCACAUUAGCAGCUAAUUAGCAUUCUUUUUUUUUGUGUGUGGGGGGGGGGGCGGGGGGAAUAAAGGCAACCUAUAUUUGAUUUAAAGAAUCACCUUGUCCAAGAGAGAUUUACACAGCCCUUAUUUUAAGAUCCUGAACUGUAUUCUGGGAAAAACAAUUUGAACCAUUUCCCUGUUAUUGGGUCCUAUGACUGUACUGUGGUACUCUACAGAGGAGGGACUGUCAGAUGUGAACCAUUUCCCUGUUUAUGGGUCCUAUGACUGUACUGUGGUACUCUACAGAGGAGGGACUGUCAGAUGUGAACCAUUUCCCUGUUUAUGGGUCCUAUGACUGUACUGUGGUACUCUACAGACGAGGGACUGUCAGAUGUGAACCAUUUCCCUGUUAUUGGGUCCUAUGACUCUACUGUGGUACUCUACAGAGGAGGGACUGUCAGAUGUGAACCAUUUCCCUGUUAUUGAGUAUUAUCUCUCUACAGAGGAGGGACUGUCAGAUGUGAACCAUUUCCCUGUUAUUGAGUAUUAUCUCUCUACAGAG
Messenger RNA from Oncorhynchus kisutch (coho salmon), 4141 nucleotides. Its product is annotated as mucin-13-like. Bases 289 to 1272 code for a protein of 327 amino acids. The record is from RefSeq and is a predicted model, not a curated record. Gene Ontology annotation, cellular component: guanyl-nucleotide exchange factor complex. The transcript has 2 exons. NCBI's taxonomy places the organism in Eukaryota, Metazoa, Chordata, Actinopteri, Salmoniformes, Salmonidae.